AUGGCGGACACCAAGGACGCUACUUUCUUAUCCGAUUCUCCUGGAUACUCACCGCUCCCCACUGUUGAUCCUGCGGCAUCGAAAGAUGAACUCGAUGAGCAACACGCUCCGAACAAGUGCAAGCGCCACUAUUGCGUAAGGCGCCUUUGGAGGUUCAUCGCCAUUGGUUUCGUCAUCUUUACCAUCGCUAAAGGCAUCAAGUACCUAUGGCGAGGAUGCGGUCAGCACCCCAAAUCUCGUUACAGGGACAACUACAUAAUGCGCAUGUACGACAUUGCUGGCGAUUUUGAUCUCCAUCGUGGUGGUCACCCCAAACCCCACUGCACCAAGUGGAGAAACUCAACUGCGCCGGGCGAGACUACUUACCACCUGAAUGUUUCUACGACUGCAGAAAUCAUCAAGCUUUUGUCUGGCGGUGGUUUCAAGGGCACUGUUGACUACGUUAUCGCCGACAAAGACAUGGGAGACACGAUUGGUGUCAAAAUUGCUCUGAGUGCACCAGCAAAGAUUGAGGAGUCCACUGACUCGACCGUUCACUCAUGGUGGAAGCGUUUAAAGCUCAAAAUUAUAGGCCCUAAAGCCUAUGUGUGCACCAUUCCGACGCCUGAAGGCAAUGUCAAAGGUGUGGUCUUGUCGCGUAAGCGUCCCCGCUUUGGUCACCGCCCUUGGCGCCCGUUGCCAUCAUAUGCUGGCAUGUCCUUCCCUCUUUCCCCGCCGUCUCGUUACCCACCGCCACCUUUAUACCCUGAGGAUCUUCGAGAAGUGUAUGAGGUUACUAGCUGGGUGGAUGGCAAACACCCUCAUCGUCAUCCCACGGCGCCUGUCACUGCCAAGAUCGUUGUCACCUUGCCGCGUAGUCAUCUCGAGCUUGCUUCUUUCUCGAGCGUGUUUCCCCACUUUAGUCAGCAUAUCAAUGGCGCCUUUGAUGAUGUCGUCUUUGGAAAGCUCUUUGUUGUUGGCGUAACAUCUGGACUGCCUAGAGUCAAAGCCGACAUGGCAUCAAUCGUCGCUGGAGGAAACCCGAUUAACGGAACUUAUGUCGUGAAGGACCAAUUGAUGCUGGCUACUGAGGAGGCACCCAUUGUUGUAAAUGUCACCCUUCUCUCGAACGCGACGGUCUACAAGCACACGAGACUGGAUAUAGAAAAUCGGAACGGUUCUGUUGAUGCCGAGGUUCGGCUUGUCGCUGUUGAACCCUCCAAAGACUCAGUCAAUGGCUCAUUCGGUAUCAAUACUUUUAAUUCUCACCGUCCUGUGAGGGUGAAUGUCACCUCCUUCCCUCUCGGCGGUUAUUUGAGAUUUGAUGUCGUGAACCGUUACGGCGAGAUCGUUGCCGCUGUGCCUCCCUCUUACGAAGGCAGGUUCGGUCUUGUUAGCAGGGGCGGUACGUCCAUUGCCAAGUCUGACAAAGAUACAAAAGAUCCCUCCGGCAAAGGGCGAAAGAGGAUGAUGUUUGUUAAGAACAUCGUCGGAAGCAUCAUAAAUGGCUUCGUUGGCUGGGCCGAUGGCCCGGAGGAUGGCGUCACUAUCGGGAAAGUUGAUGCAGAGGAAUUGGAGGUAUGCGGUGAAGGCGAAAAAGGAUGCCGCGUUACCAGACCUCUUCCUAGAAGGGAGGGAGGGGGCGAAUAUUUUGAUGGAUCCGAUCCUCCCACUGAUGACGAGAGCCCCAUGUUUACCGAGUCUAGGAUUGGUCUAGUUUCUACCAAGGGGAUUGUCCUGCUUGAUCUUAACUAA
Molecule: messenger RNA, 1734 nt
Organism: Cantharellus anzutake
Lineage: Eukaryota; Fungi; Basidiomycota; Agaricomycetes; Cantharellales; Hydnaceae
Exons: 3
Coding region: 1-1734 (577 amino acids)
Source: RefSeq, a predicted model, not a curated record